Actinia tenebrosa (Australian red waratah sea anemone) is the source of this 1226-nucleotide messenger RNA. Its product is annotated as U6 snRNA-associated Sm-like protein LSm6. Gene Ontology annotation, cellular component: P-body; sno(s)RNA-containing ribonucleoprotein complex; U6 snRNP. Gene Ontology annotation, molecular function: RNA binding. NCBI's taxonomy places the organism in Eukaryota, Metazoa, Cnidaria, Anthozoa, Actiniaria, Actiniidae. The record is from RefSeq and is a predicted model, not a curated record. Gene Ontology annotation, biological process: mRNA splicing, via spliceosome; maturation of SSU-rRNA.
CGCCAUAUUGGAAGUAGCGGCUGUCGAAGUGUGCUGAAGAACGUCCAGAAUAUCUCAGAAAAAAUAGCGGUAUUUUGACUAUGAGUAGAAAACAAACCCCAAGCGACUUCCUCAAAUUAAUUAUUGGUCGUCCAGUAGUGGUAAAACUAAAUAAUGGCAUGGAUUAUAGAGGUGUACUGGCUUGUUUGGAUGGAUAUAUGAACAUAGCAAUGGAACAAACAGAAGAGUAUGUUAAUGGUCAGUUAAAGAACAAGUAUGGCGAUGCUUUUAUUAGAGGCAAUAAUGUUCUUUACAUUAGUACACAACGAACUACAAGAAGAUGAAUCCUGCAACGUAAAAACUCCUACUUGACUUUCAACUCUUUCAUAGACGUGAGCACAUCCUAUAGCAUAUACAUAUUUCAUACAGUCUUUAAUUUAGGGUAACUUAUUCAAAUUCAAGUAUAAAGGAACAUUUCUAGCUGUCAACUAUUACUAAGUACACACCAAGUGUUGCCAAGUAAUUUUGGACUGAUUACUGAUGAYGUUAGAGCAAUACAAAUUUAUCAUGUAGAUUUUUCAUAAAAGCCAAAUAACCAAGCCCAUACAGAGCAGAGCUAAGAAUAAUGGCUGUCCAGUGGCCAAAUGUGAUGACAAACCACAAUAGAAUAUGUACUUUGAUGAUCUGGUGACCAUAGUGAAUCACAAGGCAAUAUAGUUUGCCCUUGGGCAACAGAAAAAAGGACACUUUCCUCAUGCUAGUGUUUGUUGUUUUUAGUUCACGCAUGGUCGUUGUUUGUUUGUACACGUUAUGACUGUUGAAGUCGGUCAUUGUUCCAUGAUAAUGGACAAUGAGCCUGAAAGCUCAGUUAUUGAAAUCCUAUAAUUACCAAGGUUGUUGAUAUGGUUAACCAAUAAUUAUGAUACCAACCUACAAAGAAACACUUAAAAAAAGRUGCUGAAAUGAAGACCCUAUGAUAUUUGACAAUUUUUUUCAGUUGUGGAACUGUGUAUUUUUCUUAAAUUCAUGUCUUGUCAAAUAAUUGUCUUGAUAUGCACCGUAAAUGUCAAACGACAUCAUUAUUGUAACAAAGCUUUGUCUAUUUGCCCCCUGGAUGACCCACGCUGCCUUGUCAUUCAAGAUGGCCACUUCAUUGUCAAAGUAGUCCAUAGACUGACCAAUAUGUGACCAGUGGAGAAGACUAGCUGAAGAAGCAUUUGGCCAGAUAAGGGCCAAUUUUAGCUGGG